Molecule: messenger RNA, 3292 nt
Organism: Hydractinia symbiolongicarpus
Lineage: Eukaryota; Metazoa; Cnidaria; Hydrozoa; Anthoathecata; Hydractiniidae
Exons: 16
Coding region: 114-2498 (794 amino acids)
Biological process (GO): potassium ion transmembrane transport
Cellular component (GO): voltage-gated potassium channel complex
Molecular function (GO): delayed rectifier potassium channel activity
Source: RefSeq, a predicted model, not a curated record
UAAUAUCAAAUUUAAAAGUCAAGUCAUUUAAAAAAAGAAAUAAAAGAUUUUAACAACAACUUAUAAACUGGAAAUAAUUUUUGUUUAUUGACUUCUAAACAACAGUUGAUGCCAUGAUGUGUUACAGUAUAGUAAUCAUUUCACUGGUUGUGCACUUACAGGUCAUCGAAGGCAAAUACGACCCAUUACGAAACACAGAUCAAGACUGCUUGACCAACAUAACUCUAACAGAAGUUGCCGAUCUGGACAAACCCCCGACAGACGAUGAUGGAAAGUUAAUCAACGUCUUUGAGACGAGUGGUUUCUCUGAUGGAGACAAUUACAUGAACGGAAAACGCUGCGGAUGGCUACUCACGUCAGUCAAUGGCACCGGACAAGUCCGAAUAAACAUAGAAUACAUGGAUUUAGAGGAUAGUAAAGUAUGCACGCAGUAUGAUUACGUCAAAGUUUACCGGCAGGGAAAGGGACAAGAGUAUUGGGAAGACAUAACAACAAAAGAAUUUGGUUAUUGUGGCCAACCUGGACCGAUCAACAUAGUAGCGUUUGCGACGAACGUCUUCAUUGAGUUUGUCAGCGAUGUGUCGAGAAAUGGAAGAGGGUUUAAUGUCUCUUAUUCGCUUCAAUUUCCAAUCGGUCCACCAAGAAUAACAUGCUUAGGGAAAUACGGAGACGAUACCUGCCAACGUGAAAUUUACGCAGAUGAAAGAGGCGGUGUGGCUUUAGAGUGCCAAACAGAAGCCUCUCCGAAAGCCGGUGUCCAAUGGACUGUGGAGAGAAAAUCAGAUGGCGUUCUUGUUUCGUUACGCAGAGACAUGAUCAAGAAUAUGACCGACGAUGGAUUUAUACUGCUCAAAAACUUGCAAUUAUCAGACGAAGGGAUGUAUGUUUGUUUAGCGAAAAACAAGAACGGAUUUGAAAAAGAAACGGUGGAGCUAAAGAUCAUAGAGCAAUGCAAGUGUCCAAAGAAAAUAAAAUUAGUUUGGUACAACUAUCCACCAUACACGCAAUUUGUGUACGGCUUUGACAAGUAUUCGAAACCCAUCUUUAAAGGAGUCUUCUACACAGUGCUGGAGAAAAUGCUUAAGGAGGUGUGUGGCAAGUGCUUAAGAGGUCAUGGAGAAAGUGAAAUCGUAUGGGGCAGUGUUGACAAUCGACGAAAAAAUUUGUUCGAUGUGAAAAAUCAAAUUGAUAAAGGCGACUUUGAUAUUGUGCUACCUAUUUUUAGUUUGAAAUCCACCUCGGCAUACAGGGGAAACUUUUACUUUCCACUCGUCAAGGCUCCUGGGGUGGUAUAUCUUGUUGGGAAAGGCGAAGAAGGUGGCAUAGCCAUAUUUGGCGCUAUAGGAAGCGUGCUGCCUGUUCUUGGUAUAACAGUGCUUUUGUUAACCCUGGCAGGAGUCAUCAUGUGGAUUCUGGACACCUAUUGGAACGAGGAAGAGUUUCCAAGAACAUUUCUACAGGGAAUAGCACAAGGGGCGUGGUGGGCAUAUAUCACCAUGACAACUGUUGGGUAUGGUGAUAUAGCACCACGAGGAAUUCCAGGGCGUAUCUUUGCUGUAAUUUGGAUUAUGGGCGGACUUGUCAUCAUUUCCAUCAUAACAGGCGCUAUUUCCACCGCCCUCACUAUUGCAUCGCUAACGAAUAUUGAAAAUUUAUACGGAGCAAAACUGGGUGCAAUCAACCACACGGAGGAGUUUAAAUACGGUGUUAGCAAAGCAGCAGACAUGAUAGCCUAUAACACAUUUGGCGAAAUGUUAUCAGCCGUCGAGAAGGGAGACAUUGAAGGGUGUUUAGUUGACCAGUAUGUGGUAGGAUAUCGUACAGAGCUGCAAGUCUUGCAGAAGAACAGCAUAUUGGAGCAAGAGGAUUACUACUACGGUAUGGUACUUGGAGAACGAUUAUCUGAUCCCUUUGUGCGCAGUGAAUUUAAAAGAUGGAUAGAAGAGAAUGAAUUUACAGUCGAAUUAGCCGUGGCCGAUAUCAAAGGUGAAGUUCCGGAACCUCCAAUCUUCAAUUUAAUGGAUCCAAAGAGUGCUAUGUAUCUCUCAGCUGUUCUUUCAUUGUUGGGAAUGUUACUCGUCUUCUCGAUUGCAGGUUUAGCGUUCGAGCACGUCUACUUACUGCCAAAGAACAAAAGAAUUCUGGAGGCUAAAAAUUUGGAAAUGUUGGAGUCAAAAGAGGUGAAAGACUUGAGCCACACUUCUCAACUUAUGCAAGACGAACUCACAAGAGAGAUUAGAAGUUUCUUCAGCUGUUUCAAUGAAAGAGUGGAAAAUUUAGUGGAGAAACACAACUUCGAACGAGAAGCUUUUGAAGACGAUGAAAACUACCAAAACAAAAGCGACAUCGAGUUGCAAAAAACAUCGCACCUCCGACCUGCAUUUGAGAAACCGCAACAAAGUUCAGACAGUUCCUCGUCCUUAACAAAGGCUCCUUUAUCACCUGACAUCACAGCGAGUAGUCCAACGCCAUUGACCGAGGUUGAGAGCACAGCAUAAAGCACUCCUUCGCAGAGGAAAUAGUACACACAGUGGGACAUAAUACAUUCGAAAGUGACAAUUGUUUUGAACAUUAACCAACAACAUGCUUAAAAUAUAAACAACAAGUUUUCCUUAUAUGCUAGGAUGACAUCAAAAGUAAAAUUACUGUAAAUAGAUUUUAUAUAUUUAUUUCUGCACAUGAUAGCAAUUAUUAUUACUCUACAACCUAUUCUUAAUGUUGACUGAGAUAGGCUUCAAACAGAACACAAAUUCAACACACUACAGAAAGGUGUAGCACAAAUACAACAAUGAAUCAAUGAGACGGGUAUCACUAUUAAUAUCUCUACUCAAAUAACUACGUCUCUUUGAUAACUGCUCAUGUUAACAGUAAAGAUUUCAAUACGCCUCUGAGACGUCUUAUCCAAGAAUUUUAGAGUUUUUUGUUAGUUAUUGUAUUAUGUAAGGUAUAUUAAUAUUAAUUGGAACACAAUUAUGCACAAAUAUAUGUAACAUAUUGGAACACUGUUUUCAACAUUGCACACACAUAUACAAGCUUUUCUAGAACAGUCCACCAAAACCAGGUCAUACUGAACUGACACUAAAUCUUGAAAUUACAAACAACAAAUUUAUUAAAUUUGCUGUAAUGGGUGAAUUCCUGUGGGAUUUCCACUGGCUAUUGACUCGUCUCUUAUACUAAUAAACUGUAUUUUGUCUGCAAUGUAGGCUGUCCUCGUGUUAAAAAUGCACAAAAUAUUUUGGGCUCAUGUAGCAACUACAAUUUAUUAUUUAUUGAUUAGAUUUUCCACACUCAA